Molecule: messenger RNA, 307 nt
Organism: Alligator sinensis (Chinese alligator)
Lineage: Eukaryota; Metazoa; Chordata; Crocodylia; Alligatoridae
Product: cystatin-A-like
Exons: 2
Coding region: 86-292 (68 amino acids)
Cellular component (GO): cytosol
Molecular function (GO): cysteine-type endopeptidase inhibitor activity
Source: RefSeq, a predicted model, not a curated record
GCUAGCUGACAAUUCUCUGAUCACAUUUGCUCUAGUGUUCCUUUGUCAAGAGUUUCCAGACAGCCCAAACGGGUGACUUGCCACCAUGAUGCCUGGAGGGUUAUCUUCUGCCAAUCCUGCCACACCGGAAGUCCAGAAGAUAGCUGAUCAGGUGAAGCCACAGCUGGAAAGAAAAGAAAACAAGACCUAUCCAGUUUUUAUAGCCUAUAAAUAUAAAACCCAAGUGGUUGCUGGGAUGAACUACUUCAUCAAGGUCAGUACACGUUGUGAAAUGGAAGACCAGAGGUUUUGACAAGUGUUCUGGCUA